UAAUGUUUUAUUUUAGGGUUGUGGAGAGUGUGGGAGAGAAUGUUGAAGAGGUAAAGGAAGGAGAUACUGUCAUUCCGACCUUCAUGGCAGAUUGUGGAGACUGUGCAGAUUGCAGAUCAAAGAAAAGCAACCUAUGUUCAAAACUUCCUUUCGGGCCAAAGCCUUGGAUGCCUAGAAAUGACACCACCAGAUUCACAGAUCUUAAUGGAGAGCCUUUAUACCAUUUUCUGUUUGUUUCUAGCUUUAGCGAGUAUACAGUGGUAGAUGUUGCCCAUGUAGUAAAAAUUGAUCCUGCUAUCCCUCCAAAUAGGGCAUGCCUCCUAAGCUGUGGAGUAUCAACAGGUGUUGGUGCUGCAUGGAGAACCGCAAAUGUGGAGGCAGGAUCAACUGUUGCUAUAUUUGGGCUGGGUUCAGUAGGAUUAGCAGUUGCAGAGGGAGCAAGACUUUGUGGUGCAACUAGGAUUAUAGGUGUGGACUUGAAUCCUGAGAAAUUCGAGAUUGGACAAAGAUUUGGAGUCACAGAAUUUGUUGAUUCAAGCAGCUGUGGAGAUAAAUCUGUGAGCCAGGUGAUCAAUGAGAUGACUGGUGGGGGGGCAGACUACUGCUUUGAAAGUGUUGGCUUGUCAUCCUUGGUGCAAGAAGCCUAUGCUUCAUGCAGAAAGGGUUGGGGAAAGACGAUUGUUUUAGGAGUGGAACCAGGAGCACAAUUGAACUUCAGUUCUGUAGAGCUACUCCACAGUGGGAAAACGAUUACAGGAUCCCUAUUUGGAGGAAUCAAAGCUAAAUCUGAUAUUCCAACUCUCUUGAAACGCUAUGAAGACAAGGACACCUUACAAGUUGCAUGUCCACACCUACAAAGUUGAUCUUAUAUCCCCUCUGCUCUUUCUCUCUCAUUUUUUUUUCUUCUUUGAAAUAACAGCUUAAUAUAUUGUAUUAACUUGAGGUGAGAUUAAAAGGAAGUCUUUGUACAUGUCAUAUUUUCAGGAACUGCACCUCGAUGAAUUCGUCACUCAUGAAGUGAAGUUUGAAGACAUCAAUAAAGCCUUCGAUUUACU
Rubroshorea leprosula is the source of this 1055-nucleotide messenger RNA. The record is from the annotation of a GenBank genome assembly. Lineage: Eukaryota; Viridiplantae; Streptophyta; Magnoliopsida; Malvales; Dipterocarpaceae.